Molecule: messenger RNA, 1102 nt
Organism: Nelumbo nucifera (sacred lotus)
Lineage: Eukaryota; Viridiplantae; Streptophyta; Magnoliopsida; Proteales; Nelumbonaceae
Product: ubiquitin-conjugating enzyme E2 5-like
Source: RefSeq, a predicted model, not a curated record
AUUUAAUCUUGGAGAUGGGUUUUGCUAGACGAGUCGUGUAGGAAUCUGAUGAAAAAAGAAAAAAUAAUAAUAAUUGGCUUUAUAUCUCCUUGCUUCUCUCUCAUUCUGUCUGAACCGCCUGUGCUCCUAUCUCUGUUGCCAAAGAGCUUUUCUCUCCUCUGAGACUAGAAAGAUUCUGAAUUUCUGAUACAACAAAAUGUCUUCCCCGAGUAAACGCCGAGAGAUGGACCUGAUGAAAUUGAUGAUGAGCGAUUACAAGGUAGAGAUGAUCAACGAUGGCAUGCAAGAGUUUUAUGUCGAUUUCAAUGGACCCAGUGAUAGUCCUUAUCAAGGGGGUGUGUGGAGGAUCAGAGUAGAGCUUCCAGAUGCUUAUCCAUAUAAAUCUCCAUCAAUUGGCUUUGUUACCAAGAUCUAUCACCCCAACGUAGAUGAAAUGUCAGGAUCAGUUUGUUUGGAUGUAAUCAACCAGACCUGGAGCCCCAUGUUCGAUCUGGUAAAUGUGUUUGAAGUGUUCCUUCCACAACUUCUUUUGUAUCCAAAUCCAUCAGAUCCAUUGAAUGGAGAGGCUGCAGCUCUCAUGAUGCGUGAUCGAACUGCAUAUGAACAAAGAGUCAAAGUUGCAGUAUUAAGCAUCGAUGCAAGAUGCUUUCAACUUCUGGAUGACAAUCAAGAAUAUUGUGAGAAGUAUGCGAAGCCAGAAAACGUUGGGGCUGCAGUGGAGGACCAAUCCAGUGAUGAAGAACUGAGUGAAGAUGAAUAUGCUUCCAGUGAUGAGGGAGUAGCCGGCCAUGCGGAUCCCUAGGUGCAUAAGUUUAUGCAUCCAUUUAACUGUCUGUAUCUGUACAUGACAUUUUAGCUUCAGAUAUUCAGGUAAAACAAACCCAAGGCCGCACAAGGCUUUAUUUAUUGGGAAAAAAUAUCCAGGUUCUUCUGUUUAUUAGUUUUACUUGGCACUCUGUACAUACAUUUACUUGUGCCUUUUCUUUCGGUUGUUGAGACUUUGGACUGCAAGAUGAACACGGGCACCCCCAGUGUGGGUGGGGUUUGAAUUUGAAUCCCAGGCUUUGAAGAAAUAAUCAACAUCCCUAAAGAGUUAUCCUGA